Molecule: messenger RNA, 4072 nt
Organism: Clunio marinus
Lineage: Eukaryota; Metazoa; Arthropoda; Insecta; Diptera; Chironomidae
Source: the annotation of a GenBank genome assembly
AGUUAGUUUUUAUCGAGUUUUCGUAAAGUUCAGACAGAAAUUUUUUGAGUUUCUUAAAAAUGGUUGACAAGUGGAUAGGAAAAACUGCCAUUGUCACUGGCGCAAGUGCUGGAAUUGGAGCUUCAAUCUUUCAAGAGCUUGCGAAAACUGGAAUUAAUGUUAUUGGUUUAGCGAGAAGGUCAGAAAAAGUCAAAGAAAUUAUUGAGAAAAUGGGUGCAACCAAAGGCAAAGCUUACGCUUAUAAAUGUGAUGUUUCGGAUCCAAAAUCCGUCGAGUUGGCUUUCAAAUGGAUUGAAGGCACCUUUAACGUUGUUCACAUUCUGAUAAACAACGCUGGUAUUGGAAGAGCAGGAAAUAUCCUUGAUGCAACUGAAGACGCAUUUAGGAAGUUGAACGAAGUUCUUGACACAAAUGUUCGUGGUCUCAUUCAAUGUACUCGCGAGGCUUAUCGACUAAUGAAGAAGUCGAACGAUUACGGCUUGAUCAUCAACAUUAACUCAGUUGCUGGUCAUUACAUUCCAUAUAUUCCCAAAAUGAGUAUUUAUCCCGCAUCGAAAUUUGCAGUUCGUGCACUUACUGAAAGUUUACGUCAAGAACUCGCCAUGAGCGAUAACAAAAAAGUUCGAGUCACGAAUUUAUCACCAGGUGGUGUGAGAUCAGACAUAAGAGUCACCAGUGGAUACAAAGAUACUCCCGAUCAGCCCAGUGAUCUUCUCCUUGAAGCUGAAGACAUUUCUCAUUCUGUGAUCUUUUUAUUAAGCACACCUUACUCAGUCAACAUUACAGAAUUAACAAUACGACCAACAGUCAGCAUGGUCGAUAAAUGGAUUGGAAAGAUCGCUGUUGUCACUGGAUGUGCUUCGGGAAUUGGUGCAGCAAUUUACAAGGAGUUUAUUGAAAAUAAUAUUAUAACUGUGGGACUUGACAUAAAUUGCAUUAAUGAUGACAGCGAAUUUGGAGAGAAGUCUAAGAAUGCGUUCUUCAUGCAAUGUAACAUCGCGAAACCAGAAUCAGUGAAGGAAAUAUUCAAAAAAAUCGAAGAUCAGUUUAAUGUUGUGAAUAUUAUCGUAAACUGUGCUGGCAUCGGGAGAAAAGCAGAAAUUCUUGACGAUGACGAAAAAUCGUUUCAAGUAAUGAACGAUGUAGUUGACGUGAAUUUACGUGGAUUAAUGCAAUGCACUCGUGAAGCUUUCAAAUUAAUGAAAAAGUCAAAUGAUUAUGGUCUGAUUGUCAAUAUUAAUUCUGUCGCUGGUCAUAAAACACCCUUGCUUGAUAUUUCUCUUAAUAUUUAUGGAGCCACAAAAUACGCACUAACAGCAUUUAACGAAGCAGUCCGUCAUGAACUUAAUUUAGCAAAAAAUAAGAAAGUUCGCAUUUCGAGCAUAUCGCCAGGAAUUGUUGAUAGCAAUUUCAUUAAAGCGAGUGGCUACACAGCUUCCACAUCCACAGAACAUGUUUUUGAUGAAAUUCCAAUGUUGAAACCGAAAGAAAUUGCGAAAGGCGUGAUAAAGAUUAGAUAUUGUUGUCAGUCGAGAAUGGAGAAGUGGCGUGGAAAAGUCGCAAUUGUAACCGGUGCGUCAGCUGGUAUUGGUGCUGCGAUAGUUCGAGAUCUAGCAAAUGCUGGAAUCAACGUCAUUGCACUAGCUAGAAGAGCUGAAAGACUUGAAUCUCUCAAAAAUGAACUUCAAGCUGCGCCUGGAAAAGUGACGCCAAUGACUUGCGACGUUUCUGACAAAGCUUCAAUUGAGUCAACAUUUGAAGCAAUUGAAAACACUUUUGAAACUGUCAACAUUUUAAUUAACAACGCUGGGGUUAUAAGAGAUGUGGAAAUUCUUGACUCGUCAGAUGAUUUGGAAGCCAUUGGUAAAAUGGAACAAGUUAUCACCACAAAUUUCACUGGUUUGGUGCAUUGCACGAGAAAAGCUUUUCGUUUAAUUGAGAAAUCUAAUGACUAUGGAAUGAUUAUCAACAUCGGAAGUGUUGCUGGUCAUGGCAUACCCAACAUUGACUUCAAAUUUAAUGUUUAUCCGGGAACGAAAUUUGCUGUCAGAGCUACAACUGAAGUUUUGCGCAUGGAGUUGAAUAAGAAAAACAAUAAAAAGAUUCGAAUUUCUGAAAUCAGCCCUGGUGGAGUAUGGACAGAAAUCCAAACUGCUGGUGGAUUUGAAGGGUCAGUUGAGGAAUGGAUGGCGGCAGGUGAAUUUCCAAUUCUUCAGGACGUUGACGUGUCUCAAGCUGUCACUUUUCUGUUGAUGACUCCGUAUACUGUUAACAUGACCGAAAUUAUUAUCAAACCUACGGACAUGGAAAAGUGGCGCGGAAAGAUUGCAGUCGUUACUGGAGCUUCAGCUGGGAUCGGUGCUGAUGUCGUCAGACAAUUUGCCAAGAAGGGAAUUCAUGUAAUUGGCUUGGCAAGACGACCAGAGAAAAUUGAAGAAAUUGCGAAGGAAGUUGGAGUCACUUCUGGAAAGAUUCACGCAUAUCGUUGCGAUGUUUCCAAUAAAGAUUCAAUCGAUGCAGCUUUCAAAUGGAUUGAAGAGAAGUUCAAAGUUGUUAACAUUUUAAUUAAUAAUGCUGGUUUAGGGCAUCAAACAUCGAUUCUCGCUAACGAAGACAAUGAUGAAAAGUUAAAGCAGGUCAUUGACACAAACUUCACUGGCCUGGUACGCGUUACACGUUCUGCAUUCAAACUUAUGAACAAAUCUGACAAUUAUGGAAUGAUCAUCAACAUUAACAGCAUUGUUGGUCAUAUUACUCCAUUUCCGUCUGAUGGAAACUCAAGGUCAAAUGUUUAUGCGGGAACAAAAUUUGCAGUUACAGCAGUCACGGAAGUCUUAAGACAAGAACUUGUUUGCAUGAAAAACACUAAAAUUCGAAUUUCUUCACUCAGUCCAGGAGUUGUUGAAACCGAUUUCUUCCAUAGUGGAGAAUUCGUACCUAAAAGUGCAAGAAUCGGCGACUUGAUGCCAGCAUUAAAAGCCUCUGACAUCACCGACUCGAUUCUGUUUUUAUUAUCUACGCCUUACAAUGUGAAUGUUACAGAGAUCACAGUUCGUCCAACUGGAGAAAUCAUGGAAAAGUGGAGUGGAAAAUUUGCUGUCGUGACUGGUGCGUCAGCUGGAAUUGGUGCAGAAAUCACGAAAGAUUUAGUUAAAAUCGGUGUUAACGUUAUUGGACUUGCAAGAAGACCUGAAAGAAUUGAAAAUAUCGCGAAAGAACUUGGAGAAACACCGGGAAAGAUUUACAGUCGUAUGUGUGAUGUGUCCGACCUUGAGUUAAUAAAAUCUGCUUUCAAAUGGAUUGAAGAGAAGUUUGGCGUUGUACACAUUCUCGUUAACAAUGCUGGAAUUGUAAGAAAUAUAAAAAUUCUAACCGAUGAAGACGUGAGUGCAGAAAUAAACAGCAUAAUCAAUACAAACUUCACUGGCUUGGUGCAUGUCACGCAUGAAGCUUAUCGAUUGAUAAAAAAGUCGAAAGAUUAUGGAAUGAUCAUCAACAUCAACAGUAACGCCGGUUACAAGAUUCCAUUCCCACCAAAUCCCGAAAUAUCUCACAAUGUUUAUCACGGCACCAAGUUUGCUGUCACUGCGACGACUGAAGUGCUUCGUCAAGAAUUGAUAUGUCAAGAAAAUGAUAAGGUUCGAGUUACGAGUCUCUCACCUGGAGUAACAAUCACAGAAAUAUUUAAAACGUAUGACGUGCCAGCUUUUAAAAAUAUGCCUGCGAUUAACGCCGAAGAUGUCUCAAAUGCUGUUUUGUAUCUGCUUUCAACUCCUUAUCAUGUUAACAUCACAGAAUUAACAAUUAAACAUGUCAGUCAGAAAUUUUAAUAUAAUUCGCGAAAUGAAUUUCAUUCUGAAGUUAAAAUGAACAACUUUCGUAUGGAAAUUAAUUCAAUUGAUGUAAAAGUGAAGUAAAAUUUAUCAAAGUCAGUCGGUUUUAUUAUUCUCAUGUCAGCUUUACGAGAGUAAACAAGGUCAUUUAAUAAAAAGUUUCUGUUCGAUCGGAAAAGUGGUUUGGAAACAUCGCGGUAAUGACCAUUGUGUCUCAGCUGUCGUCGGUGCCAGAAUUG